This is a messenger RNA of Monodelphis domestica (gray short-tailed opossum), 4669 nucleotides long. The record is from RefSeq and is a predicted model, not a curated record. Lineage: Eukaryota; Metazoa; Chordata; Mammalia; Didelphimorphia; Didelphidae.
AUAUUGCCAUACUGAAGCAGAAUGGAAUGACUCUUGGCGGUUCUAGAUUUCUACACUUCUAUUUGUAAUUACUCCUGGUGCCAGAAAGAGUUUAUACAGUGCCAAGGCAUUGAUGGAGCAUUAGGAAUAAUGAAAUAAAUGGGAUGAAAGUCCAGGGCUGAAGCUUCCUCUCUGUUGUCUUUGGCAAGAAUGAUGUGUGCCUCUGUGUACGGCAGGCCUUUUUGAAUCCAGGAAGUCCAGGAAACACCCAGCCUUGAUAACAGCUUGGAGAAUGCUGGGACCAAAGGUAAAAGGACAGAAGCAAAACUCCACUCCAACAUGAAGGAUCCAUUGACAAAUUGCUCGUACAAUAAAGUAUACAAGGAGCUUAAGGAAGUUUCUCAAAAUGGAGAGAAUUUCUGCAAGCAGCUCACAUCCAUCCUUCAACAAAGGGCUAACCUAGAGAUUAGUUAUGCCAAAGGCCUUCAGAAACUGGCAAGCAAGCUCACCAAAGCACUACAAAGCACCAAGAAGAAUUGCAUCUGUGGUGCCUGGGCCUUUGCGUCUGAGAGCAUGAAAUCGGCUGCUGACUUGCAUCAAAAACUUGGAAAAGCAAUUCAAUCAGAAGCAAUAAAACCAACUCAUCAAGUCUUGAGCGCACAGGAGAAGAAGAAAAGAACGCUGGAUAAUGAAGUUGAAAAGAUGGCAAAUCUGGUCAUGAACAACUGGAGUCAGCAAAUUAAGGCCAAGAAGAAAUUAAUGGUGGAAACCAAGAAGCAUGAAGCUCUUUUCCAUUCUGUAGAAAGGACCAAGCAAUCAGUGACUGAGAAGGAGAAGCGGAAGCUGCUCGGUAAACUGAAAAAAUCAACAGAGAAGCUGGCAAAGGAAGACGAAAGCUAUUACCAAAAAAACAUUGCUGGUUACACAACCAGACUCAAAUGGGAAGUCACUUUACAAAACUGCUAUCAGAAUGUCCUAGACUUAGAGAAGGAAAGAAUCCAACUGCUGUGUAAUAUCCUAAACCAGUACAAUCAACAUGUUUCCAUUUUUGGACAAACUUUGACCACUGGUCACACUCAACUCCACUGUGCCAUCAGCAAGAUUGAUGUUGAAAAAGACAUUAGGACUUUAAUGGAAGAAACUUCCAUUUCAACUACAGAGGAAAAAUCUGAAUUCUUAUUAACGGACUACUUUGAAGAAGAUCCCACAAAUGGAAUGGAUAAAGAGAGACGAAAGUCCUCAAUAAAAUCAAAAUUGUCAAGACUAAAGGAAGAUAUUGAAAAAGCCUCAAGAGACAAAGAAGGUCUGGAACGAAUGAUCAAUGUAUACACAGCAAAUCCCUCCUUCACUGAUGCAAAGACUAAGAAAGAAACAGCAGUACUAAUAGAUGAGACCAAACUGAAACUAGACCUUCUACAAGCCAAUUUCUUCAAAUUGUCAUCCGUAUUGGCUGAACUUGAGCAGAGACCUAAACCAACACAUCCAUGCAUCUCUUGUAUCUCCAAGUGGAAAGAGAAGGACCAGACACACAGUUCAGUAAAAAUAUCACGUCCUUUUAUGACUAAGAAAUUAGAGAAUGUUGUGAGGAGAACAUCUUCCAGCGGACUGUUGAAUAAUCCAGGAUCUGUACCCUUAGCUUCAGGAAUCACCAGUCUUGGUAAUGGUACAUGCCAAGCCUUAUAUCCAUUUCAAGCCAGAGGAGAUGAUGAAUUAAAUUUGGAAAAAGGAGACAUCGUGACUAUAUAUGAGAAGCAAAAUGAAGGCUGGUGGUUUGGAUCCUUAAGAGGAAAAAAGGGCCAUUUUCCUUCUGCAUAUGUGGAAGAGCUACCUCUAAACAAUGGGGAAUUGUCUUCCAAGGCAUAAGAACCAAACCUGAUUGUGGCCCUCUGUACAUUUAACUAAUAGAAAUUAUCUUUCAGGAAUGGACAACUCUUCAGGUUUUCACAGUACUUUGCAAUUUUGAUUAUUUUUCUUGCAACAAUAAUAACCACACUUUAAAAAAUGGGCAGUGGGAAUGGUAGAAUGUCAGGGCUUGACUUUGGAGAGCAUCUAAUCCAAACCCCUCAUUCUGCAAAAAAAUUCAGUUACUUGCCUGUAAUUUCAGAGCUAUUUAUUCUAGUGUCAGAAGCAGGACCUGUUGCCCUGGGCCUGGAGCAUCAGGACAAAGAGAGGCAGAGAGAGAGAGAGAAAGAGAGAAUGAUAUAAAUAGGUUCACAUAUUGAGGGCUGGAAGGGACAUUAGAUCCCAACCCCUUCAUUUUACAGAUGAAGAGUCUAAGACCCAGAAAAAUUAAGUGACUUGUCAAAGAAAGGAAGGGAAGUAGGAAGAAAGGAAGGAAACAUUUACUAAAUGCCUAUUAUGUGCAGAUACUGUGCUAAGUGCUUAACAAAUAUAAUUUCAUUUGAUCCUCACAAUAAUCACAGAAGGGAGCUACUGAUAGUAUUAUUGUUAAAUUAUCCCCAUUUUACAAUUAAGGAAAAGGAAGCAAACAGAGGUUGAGUGACUUGAUCAGAGUCUAAGCCCAAAAGGACAACAUUUUAGUCUGUGGAUAUGGAAACCAGGCAUAGGGUGCCAUCAGGAAAAAACAACUUGGAAUUGAAUCAAUGAGCUUCUGAGAGGGCACCUUUCUUGCUUGGGCCCAGAACUCAUCUCAGAACAUGGGAAGGACUGAGUCCAAAGAUUGAGUAACUAGUAUACCCAGUUGAAAUUGAGAAAAAAGAGAUUAAUGCAGCUCCUGACUUUGAAGUCAGAUGAAAUUUUUAUACUCAUCUCUGAUAGAAGAGGCCUUUUUAAAUUGUUUCUAGUAAAAGGGACAACAAAGGCAGUCUUUUAGUAUAUAUAAAGGUAGUCUUUUGUAGUAUUUUUGCAAUAAUAGAAGAUAUUUUUAAAAAUAACUUCUGGUUUCCUAGGUCUCAUUUUCUUCAUCUGUAACAUUAAUCCUCUAGUUUCUUCCAAUGCUACAUUUCUGAUUUUCCUCCUAAGAUUCAUUGGUCCAAUAAAGACAAGAAUAAGAUGGCAGAGACUAUUGGAUGGUACAAUGGAUGGAGCAUUGAGCCUAGACUUAGGAUGACAUGAGUUAAAAUCUGGCCUCAGACUCUUACUAGCUAGUGGCCCUAGGAUUGGCUCAGUUUCCUCAUGAGUAUAAUGGAAAUAAUAAUAGUACUACCUCCCAGAAUGGUUGUGAGGAUCAAAUAUGAUAAUAAUUAUGGAGUACCUAGCGUAGUGACUGGCACAUAGUAAGCAUGCUAUAAAUGUUAGCUAUUAUUACUAAGAUGAAAUCUUCACAAAACUUAAAAAUAAGCAAUUGAAUAACUUUCCAUUAGGGCAGCUAGGUAGCUCAGUGGAUGGAAUGCCAGCCUUGAAGUAAGGAAGACUCCUCUUCCUGAGUGCUUAUUACCACCUGACUCUGUUGGCCUCUAUUUCCUCAUCUGUAAAAUGAGCUCGAGAAGGAAAUAGCAAACCACUCUAGUAUUUUUGCCAAAAAAAAUCAAGUGGGAUUUGAAUUGAAAUGGCUGAAUAAGAAGAAAUUUUUUUACUCUGUGCAAAAACUCAAGAUUUCUGUCCAUUGGGACAGAUAGUGUGAUGAAAGAAAUAAAGACAUUUUCUUCAAGUAGUCCCAUUAUAGAGAUAGCUGGGGCUCUGGAAGAGAGAAGAAAGUGGGCCCACCUGUCCCUAAAGCCUGUAGGUUGAAUGGUGGUCAUUGGUCUGAACAUCUUGGGAAAUGGCCAAAGGCCAAAGAUUCCCCAUGCCACCAACUGAAGGCAGACAGUUCUGCCCUGCUACCAGAUAAGGGAAGCCUUUCUUUGAGAAUGUGACCGAAUUUACUUUGGAGUGAAUUCAGUGGCAAAGAUCCUAUGUUGCCCCGGGCCCCUCCACUCCCUACCAUUUUUCCCUUUUCAGUUCUUUUUCUCUUCUUUUAAUCUCACAAGAAGAAAAUUUCAAGGUAAGGCUCAUGUAUCAACAGUACUGUGUGGUAUUAUACUAAGAUAGUGAGAUAAAAAUAGCACAAUGAUACCGAUAUGAAAGCCGAAGAGGCUGGGCUGCAUUUGCUAGGUGAGCCAUAACUUAUAACCUAAAAGAAAAGAGCAGAAAGUUUCAUUUCAGCCUUGGCAAUUCAGUAGAAGGUUUUUGCACUUUGCAUAUUAGCUAAGUAAUAGGCCAUUAGGCCAUGUGGGAAAAGAGAUUUUGAAUCCAUAUUUCCUUUUUAUCUUACUGCUUUCCAUCGAGACAUGAUAUAUAAAAAGGACUGUAACAAUUGAAUGUAGACUGCAAAUGAACCAUUUUAUAAAGUAGAAAGCGUCUAGGCUCUUUGGACCCUGAGACUAUCUUUGGGGAUAAUCUGUAAGAAAAAAAAAAGACAUCCUUUCCAUGUACAAGUUUCCUUUGUGAAAAUGUUGCUGACUUAUACUCUGGAACUUUUUUUUUUGGCAAUCCUUUGAGCAUUUAUGAUUUAUUAUGAAAACUACCUCCAAGCAAAAGUGCCCUUUAAGCCAGACAAAAGACACCUCUGGUUAGCAAUACAGACUUGUUUAUUAUCUGCCCAGCUGGAUUAGAAUGGUUCCUAAGAGGAUGGCUAAAGACUGUACUGAAGACAGAACUAUCCAUUUGGUAAAAUACUAAUAGCAAAUAUGAUGAAGAAUUAACACAUACUCUAUAUGCUUCUAUGUAAAAUAAAAAGGAUUUAAAAAUA